Trichomonas vaginalis G3 is the source of this 732-nucleotide messenger RNA. RefSeq lists its product as uncharacterized. The transcript has a single exon. Bases 1 to 732 code for a protein of 243 amino acids. The record is from RefSeq and is a predicted model, not a curated record. NCBI's taxonomy places the organism in Eukaryota, Parabasalia, Trichomonadida, Trichomonadidae.
AUGCUUGAUUUAACAACAAAAUAUAAUGAUGUCUCAUCGAAAUCAGAAACAUUAGAAGACACAUAUAAGAAACAACGAAUUACACUCAAAGAAUCAAAAAGAAGUAGAGUUUUUUAUGAUCAAUUGUCCGAUGCAAAAGCUUACACGAAAUUCUUUGCAAAACGCUUGGAAAAGAUGAAACUGGAUGUUGAAGAUUCCCGUGAUGAAAUUAUUUUCUACAUUCGUAAAGCAAAAAAGAAAUUUGCAAAAUAUUUCAUGACUGUUGAAAAGAAUCAAAAAGAAGACUUAGAAUUAUAUCAAAACAAACUAAAGAAAAAAGUGCAAGCUUUCAAAUCCAUACAAUCUUCAGUAGAAGUUGCAAAAGAAAGAAAUAUUUUAAUUUUAAAUCUUUUUCAACAGCAUCUUACUGAUGUUGACAAUAGAGUAACUCUAUCGAAAGCUAAAUGCGAUGAAAUCCAACAGAAAAUUGUAAAAUUAGUAUCAUUGCGUUCUUCUAACUUAAUGCGUGACUUUUUGAAGGAAUUAGUCAUCAAAUCACGUAUGAAAGAGAUCAGCAACGCUUUUAUUCAGUACUGCAAAUCAGAAGAAGGAACUUCUUUAAAUUAUGAAGAUAAAGAAAUUCAAAAGCUGCAAAAUGAAAUUAAAGCACUGGAAGAAGAAACAAAUAAUGCUCAGAGAUUGGAACUUCAAAACCAGGUGGCAAUGCUUGAUAAAGAAUUGCUGGAAAAUUGA